Molecule: messenger RNA, 534 nt
Organism: Fusarium poae
Lineage: Eukaryota; Fungi; Ascomycota; Sordariomycetes; Hypocreales; Nectriaceae
Exons: 4
Coding region: 1-534 (177 amino acids)
Biological process (GO): metal ion transport; transmembrane transport
Cellular component (GO): membrane
Molecular function (GO): metal ion transmembrane transporter activity
Source: RefSeq, a predicted model, not a curated record
AUGGCAUACGCCUCUAGAUUUGGAAAUCGUUGCUUGGAUAUAAUCAAUGAGGCGGAAGAUUUGCGGAAAGGUCUUGGAAUGACCUCUUUGUCCCCUCGCCAAGGCUCAGAACUGAAUGGUAGUUUCGGGGCGAUUCUGGAGCGGUUGACUCCUUUGUCGGAUCGCGUGUCUGAACUAAAGCAAAGACUUUCCAGUCAGAUCACUGCGUCAUCGAGUUUGAUAGCCCAGAAAGACAGCAGAGUCAAUUUAGCCAUUGCCGGACUACAGGCCAAUGACAGCAGAACACUCAAGGGUAUUGCAAUACUGACAUUGUUAUUUCUGCCUUCCACUUUAGUCGCUACUUUAUGGACCACAAACCUCUUUGAGUUUCAAGGGGACACCAACUGGAAAGUUUAUAUCACUAUAACGGCUGUCCUCACAUUUCUUGUUAUCACCUGCUCAUGGCUCUACACUCGCAUCUUUCAACGACGAGACAAUGAUCGCUGGACACGCUUUGCGGCAUAUGAUCUUGGCUUUCAUUCGAACAGUGUGUGA